GAAUAUUUAAUAUGAUAAUUUUAAGCUAUCAAUUCUAAACUGUUUUUGAUAUUGUUAAUCACUUUUAAUUAGGAUUUUUAAUAAACGUGGAGAAAACUGAUAAUAUUGAAAGUGACACUAAAAUGAUAAUGGAAACUAAAGUUUUCCAAAACAUAGGACGAAGAUACAUUGGUAUCAAUAUUAUUUAAACUGAUACAGAAAAAUUAAGAUUUCUAAAUUGUCAAACUGUCAUCAUGAAAACAAAAUAUUAUUAACCUACAAUUUAACUAUAUAAUUUAAAGUAAAAAUGCCGAAAGUUGUUUCAAGAAGUAUAAUAUGUUCUGAUACAAAAGAUCAAGAAGAAUAUAGCGAAGAAAAACCACUACAUAUUUAUUAUUGUUUAUGUGGACAAAUGACAUUAAUUUUAGAUUGUGCCAUAGAAAAAUUGCCUUUGAGAAAAAGAGAUGGUGCACGAGUUAUUGAUGGAAGUAAACAUGCCCACAAGAUGACUUGUGAACAAGAUGAAAUUGUAUAUUUAAAACGUUCUGAAGGAAUAGAAAAACAAUAUCGUCAAAAAUGUAAAAAAUGUGGUCUUUUUCUUUACUAUAAACAUGAUCAAGCAACAAACAUUGUAUUUAUUGUAAAAGGUGCAGUAAUUAAAAGUUCUGGUGAAGGUCCAAUGACAGAUAUAUAUAAUCAAGUAGCUAUUGAAAAACCAAAGAAAAUAAUGGUAACAAAGCACACAAAAAAUAUGGGAAAAUUCAGUUCUGUUACUGUGUCUACUAUUGAUGAGGAAGAAGAUGAAAUUGAGGCGAGAGAAGUAGCUGAUUCAUAUGCUAACAAUGCACGAAUAAUAGAAAAACAAUUAGAAAGAAAAGGAAUGAAUAAACGGAAAGCUAUGCCUCCUCCAGAAGCAGAUCCAAAAAGAGCAAGACCACGGGGAACAUUAUUAGAUGUAUGAAACUUAGUUGUGUAUUAUUGUCAUAUAUUUAUGGCUGAAUAUGAUCAUAUGUAAAAACAAAAUAGAAUAGAACACCGAACAAAUUUUAUAAAAAUUGUG
Messenger RNA from Eufriesea mexicana, 1039 nucleotides. RefSeq names its product UPF0428 protein CXorf56 homolog. The record is from RefSeq and is a predicted model, not a curated record. Gene Ontology annotation, biological process: endoplasmic reticulum membrane organization; endoplasmic reticulum to Golgi vesicle-mediated transport. The transcript is spliced from 5 exons. The coding region runs from base 287 to 940 and encodes 217 amino acids. NCBI's taxonomy places the organism in Eukaryota, Metazoa, Arthropoda, Insecta, Hymenoptera, Apidae.